This is a messenger RNA of Baudoinia panamericana UAMH 10762, 1788 nucleotides long. RefSeq lists its product as uncharacterized. The record is from RefSeq and is a predicted model, not a curated record. The transcript is spliced from 3 exons. Gene Ontology annotation, biological process: phosphatidylcholine biosynthetic process. The coding region runs from base 1 to 1788 and encodes 595 amino acids. NCBI's taxonomy places the organism in Eukaryota, Fungi, Ascomycota, Dothideomycetes, Mycosphaerellales, Teratosphaeriaceae.
AUGGCGGCGGCGAAGGAGGAGAGCUUCAAGCAGAGACCCGGCGAUGGCAAGACGAAUGGAGCGCAUACGCCAUGGGACGAUGGCGGCGCUGCCGACUACCUCUCCGUGAACCACAGCACAUAUGACGGGCUUAGUACACCCGGCACACCAGGCUAUCUGUCGAGAGCGACCAGCUCGACCGACGUUUCGAGCCAUUUCGACUCGUUCGGACAGCACGACUUUCCGCCCGUCGAUCGCCUGACCAUGUUCGACAUCCUCGAGAACCUGGCUCUGCCGCAGCGGUUGGAGAAGAUGCAGAAUGCGGUGCAUGCGCAAGCGGAGAAGGUGCGGCGGCAGCGAGCGAAGCUGGCGUCGCGCGCCCUGUCGAGCAAGAACAACCUCGUCGAACAAUGGCGGAAGACGGUGCCCUUGCGACCGGAGGAGCAACUGGAUAAGUACCGCAAGCGCAUGCGAGACUCCGUCGAUCGGCUCGGCCGGCGAUGGAACGAUGCGAAGAGCGUCACGCUGAAGGAGAAGAUCUCCUUCGUCACCGCUGUGCUUAACAUCUUCAUCUCCGGCUACCUCAUCGGCGCCUUUCCGCAGUACUUCCAUUAUUGGUAUACCCUGCAACUGGCAUACUUCAUGCCCCUGCGAUGGUACAACUACCACAAAAUCGGCUUCCACUACUUCCUCGCCGAUCUCUGCUACUUCGUCAACCUCCUGCUCAUCCUCUCGAUAUGGUUCUUCCCGCAAUCGAAACGCUUACUCAUCAGCACCUACUGCCUCGCCUUCGGCAACAACGCCGUUGCCAUCGCCAUGUGGCGUAAUAGUCUUGUGUUUCACAGCUUGGACAAAGUAACCUCCCUCUUCAUCCACAUCAUGCCCUGCGCCACCCUCCACGUCCUCGUCCACCUCAUCCCCGAAUCCAUGCAACUCGCCCACUUCCCCGCGAUCCACACCAUCAAAUACAGCCCCCCCUCCGCCCCGGAACACUACACCCUCCUCGACAUGAUCGUCUGGGCCACCCUCCCCUACGCCAUCUGGCAGCUCUCCUACCACUUCCUCAUCACCGUGCGCAAACGCAGCAAAAUCGCCGCCGGCCGCCCAACCUCCUUCACCUGGCUCCGUCGCUCCUACCGCGGGAACUUCCUCGGCAAGUUCGUCUUGGGCUUUCCGGAGAAGUACCAAGAAGCCGUGUUCAUGGCCGUGCAGUAUGUGUACGCGUUACUGACGAUGCUGCCGUGUCCGCUAUGGUUUUGGUACCGCUGGGCGAGCGCGGGGUUCAUGAUGGUGGUGUUUGCGUGGGCGACGUGGAAUGGCGCAACGUUUUAUAUCGAUGUGUUUGGGAAGAGGAUGGAGAAGGAACUGGAGCAGUUACGGAAGGAGGUGGCGAGGAUGGGAGCGAAGAGUCCCGAAAUGGGAGGGCAGAAUGGUGCCAGUCCCUUCACCAGCCCGGCGGGUCCGCAGGGAGUUGAUGGUGCCGCUGAUGGCGCGGGGAAGACGAGUGCGUUGGAUAUUGGGCCCAGUGCGGCGGAUGGUGGGGAGAAGGAUGGGCCGAAGCAUCGGCGUGUUUUGAGCGAGGCGUCGUCGACGUACUUGUCUGAUGGCGGUAUGGGUCAUGAUGGGCUUGUCAGUGCGCCGGAGACGCCUGGGUUGGAGUUGAAGAAGACGCUGGGCGCGUUGAACCCGGAGACGCAGGUUGGACCUAAUGAUAUUCCGAAUCUGAAUGGGAGAGCUGGAGACACGGACGCGAGUCAGAGUGUUACGGAUGCGGAGGAGGAGGAUGGGGAGGGGAAGAAGGACGCUUGA